CGCUGAGCUGAAAAAUGGGUGCAAGCGCUUCAUUAUCCCUCUGUAAUGACCCAUCUUCAGUGAGAAUCCUGAAGCCCAGUGCUAAGGUCAGCCCUGAGCUCAUUGUUCCUGCUCAGGUUUCAGAGUCUGGGGUGUUGCCUAGAUGUGUAUUUGGUGUUUCCCUGGAAACUCUUAAAGAGGAUGGGCAGAUGGUCUGUGGAGUACCUCAUGUGUUAAGAGAUAUGGUGGAGUUCCUGGAAAAGAACGGACUGGACCACAGGGGUCUGUUUCGCUUGUGCGGCUCCGUGCUGCGAAUCAGGCAGCUGAGGCAGCGGUGGGACUGUGGAGACAGGGUGGACCUGGAGCAACAAGGGGACGUCCCCACUGUGGCUUCACUACUCAAACUCUUCCUAAGGGAAUUGCCUGUUCCUGUGGUACCUGAGCCCCAGCGUAGACAGCUGGUCCUGCACUUAACAGGCUAUGCAGAUGAACCAGAGCUGAACCAGAGACUGAGAGAAAACCUUUACCACCUCCCCUUUUCCAACCUCAAUAUUUUGUCUUACCUCAUCCACUUCCUGUGCAGAGUAGCUGCGCACAGCCACUCAAAUCAUAUGCCUGUGGAAAAUCUAGCUACCAUAUUUGGGCCGUGCAUAUUUCAUGUUCCAGCAGGGCCCAGGAUGCUGGAGGAGCAGAGUGUGUCCAACGCCCUGUUGCUCCACCUCCUCAGGCAUCAGGCACUUCUCCUCCCAGGCCCAGCUGAGGGCUCAGCAGCUUCAUCUGCUGCCUCUUCCUCACCUCCUCCUCCAACUCUGUCUGCCCUAUCACACUGUGAGGUCCAGUCUAACAGCAGUGAGUCUGAGCAUGGCGUAUGGAGGUUUGAGGAAGAUAUUGCAUCAGUUUCUGCAAAUGUUACUUUUGAACAGACAACACGGCUGCAAUCUGAGCUCCUCAGCAUCAGAGACAACAGCUAUGGAUCAACCGUCCUCCAUAGCCCUGACACACUGGCGCACGGUUGUGAAACUGGCUCUGACGUCAGCGCUGACAUUCAGGCAUUGAUUACAAACCAGGAUGUUCUGGAGGAAAGCGGCGAUAUGACAGAACCACCAGAACCAAGCCAUGCGCUCUCCUGCCCCGUGGACCCUGAGCGAGAACAACAACAACCAGAGAGUAGGCGAUCUCAAAGCAUGCAGGGGAUGUUUUCACAGAUGCCUCCACUUAUGACCACGUCUAAGGAGAAAGAGCAGGAAGAUGCUUCCUCAAACGCAGGGCGGGAGUCAUCUGUUUCGAAUCGCAGCAAAGCAAGUGAAUCACCACUCAAAACCCAGAGACAGGACACAGAGAGUCCAAAUAACUCUAACUUGCCACAAGGGCUCAUGUACAGCAAACCAGCUAACGACGGGGGUGAAAGAAAGAUGCUGCAAAAACUAUGGUGGCUUGUGAUGUCAUUGCAUUUGCCAGUUAUUGACAUACUUUUGUUUUCUAGCUUAUUGUGCUGCAUCAAGUGCAAGAAUGAAGAGAACGCCACAUUCUCACAAUGCAAGAAUAGCAAAGGAGGAGUAGGAUGCUGCGGUUCUCCUGACGGUCACGAUGGUUGCAUGGGCACGAACAGCAGCUCUGACAGCCCAUCCCUAAAACUGCAAGCUCUGGAGGCUGACUCAGGUCCACCGCCAGAAUCAUUAGACCCCCAAGCCCAGGAUAACGUACCGACACAGCAGCAGCCUCUUCCCAUGGAAACACAGCACCUCUGUCUGAACCACACGCCACCUUUGCCUCCGUCUCAGGAUCAGCACACAGUUGACUCAUCUCAGCCCGUACGCCGCCUGACACCAUCUUUAUCCUCAUCCAGCCUUGUUUUUUCCACUGCCUUGUGUUCUGAAGAUCUUUCUGAAGAACACAGUUUGCUGAGUCCACCCGUGAUCAACGCCAGUCCGCUCCUUUCUUGUUUUACGCCAGACGACAGCCCCGUCCCCUCGCCCCGCUGCUCCAGCCUCACCCACAGCCUUCGCUUCAACUUAGACCCUGAAGCAGCUCCAUCCCCGCCAUGCUCCCAGCAUAUUCACAUGGCCCGCUGCAGUGUCCUUACAGAACCAGAGGAAGGUUCUGUGUCCAUUUCGGUGCUCAACAGACACAUUCACACACUCCGAAAGAGGAUCAGACGUUUUGAGGAGCAUUUUGAACAGGAAAGGCACUACAAGCCCGCUCACAACGACAAAACUGCACAUCCAGAAGUGGCCAAACUGAUGAAGGAGCUCAUCAAGAGUCGUAAGCAGCUCAAAGGUCAAUUACUUAAUAAUGAACACACACUCACACUCGAAACUGAUUGCAGUGAAGAAGAGGAGGGGUCUGACGAAGAGUAUUUCAAACAACGAAACCCCAAGCAGCAACCGCUUCAGUUAAAGACGCCCACAUGUGUGUCCUCAGAUGAGUCGCAGAGUUCGUCUUCUCUAGAAACGUCUGAAACGCCCCUGGUGUCUCCGCUGGAAGAAGUGAAGAGUGUCCAAUCACAGAUUAUCACCAUGGCAACACUGCAUGAAGCAUCAAGGCAGGAAUUACUGGAUCACCUCAGGAUGGUUCGAUUAGAAAAGCGGAGACUUCACCAAGCGCUGCGAGAGUUUGAGGAACAUUUCUACACUCAGACCGGCAGGCUUUGUCAGAAAGAGGACCGUGGACCGAUGGCAGAGGAGUACUGCCAGUACAAGAACCUCAAAGCGAAGCUCCGUCUUCUGGAGGCUCUGCUCAGUAAACAAGACUCAACCAAGACAAGUUGA
Messenger RNA from Nematolebias whitei (Rio pearlfish), 2747 nucleotides. RefSeq names its product protein FAM13B. The coding region runs from base 15 to 2747 and encodes 910 amino acids. Gene Ontology annotation, biological process: signal transduction. The transcript has 20 exons. Lineage: Eukaryota; Metazoa; Chordata; Actinopteri; Cyprinodontiformes; Rivulidae. The record is from RefSeq and is a predicted model, not a curated record.